Effrenium voratum is the source of this 5699-nucleotide messenger RNA. NCBI's taxonomy places the organism in Eukaryota, Dinophyceae, Suessiales, Symbiodiniaceae. The record is from the annotation of a GenBank genome assembly.
AGCCGUGUCCCGAGCCGUGUAUCCUUCAGCCCCGUCAUGCCAUGCCCAUGGCGCGCUUUUGGUGCGGCUUAGCCACGAACUUGGCGCCCGCAAAGGGAACCACAGAUCAUAGGCGAAGAUGGAGGGGGAUGAAAGCACCCCUGAUGCCUCAUUGUCAGAGAACGAUGUGGCGCAGGCCAUGCAGACGCACGCGGGGGUCUUCACGCGGCAAAUGCUGCAGAAAGGCCGCGAGGCCCGGUUCUUCGCUUCGGACGUGGAGACACCCUCGGGCUCCUCGCCACGGAAGCGGCGGUUCUACAUGAUGACAACCGACCACAACGGCCACGAGAAGGCGCUGGACGGAGCCUGGGUCGACAAGCUGCAGGACCUGCUGGAUGAGGCUGCCAGGGCCUACGGCGCGCGGAGCGAGUUGCAGGAUGAAGUGAUGGAUCAGGAGCAGAACGAGAUGCGAACGCAGAUUGGCAGCUUUUUCUCCCACUUUUUCAAUAACGGCAGCGAGGGCAUCGACACGGUCAUGGGCCAGCUGGUGCAGGUUUGGAAAUGCCUCAACUCGCCGGACAAGAAUGAAGGUUUUGAGGCAGGUGAACACUUUGCGGGAUCACUGGCCGCGGUCCUCGAGUCGCUGCAGGAGGCUCGUGACAAGGGUUGCGCCAACGCUGAGAAGGUCAUGCACCAGUGGUUCGCAUAUUUGACGAAGGAGGUGUUCAAGGUAGAGAGGUUUGGUGAGCAUCAGAAGAUCACCACUUUGGCCCAGCUGAAGCAUCGUUUGAAAUUACAUCACACCUAUGAAGAGCUGAACGAUCGCUGUCUGCGCAUGGACACGCUGAAUGCCGGCCUGGAGGAAGCUGUCCAGAGCAAGGCAACGCUGCAGGCGGCCGUGGAUCACGCCGAGCUGCUGCUGAACAAGCAGGUAGAGGCGGAGUUCCAGAAGUCCUUCCAGAAGGAGACGAAGACUUUGCUGCUGCAAGCAGCCAAGGCGCGGGCGGAGGUGGUGGGCCAAGUGGAGAACGCAGGGCGGCACCGCGCCGUGCUGCGGGCGGAGCUGCUGAUGCACGCCACGGAGCUGGUGGAGAAGCUGCGGCAGUGGCACCCCAAGAUCUGCAAGCGCUACCAGGACGCCAUCAGCGCUCUGAAGACCAGCAAAAGACAAACGGAGGACCGUAAAAAAGCCGCGGAGGAGACGCUGGCCGAGCUGAGAGCGAAAUUGGAGCAUACACGGAACUCUCUGGAGAUCGUGUCGAAGCCAUAUGGCGGCCCACAGAUUGAGCUGGAUGAAUCCACGUUGCACGUGAAGCAGCUGCUUACCAAAGAUGCCCUGGUCUCGCGGCUUUUUGCCGCUGUCGCGGAGAGUGAAGAGCCCCUCGUUCCUUCCACUAUCCUGGAGGCAGUUGACAAUUUGGUUUCGCGUGACCCUUUCCAGAAGCUCCGGGAGAUGGUCAAGGUUCUGACGCUCAAGGAUACUGGGAAUGAUCCCCAGGUGCCUUCCAAAUGGGCGCGGCUCCUGGACUUUGCAGCGGUGCAGCAUCGGCUUGAGCAGACCGGCGUGGCAGCAUCAGAGCUGCUGCCAUUUCUCACGGCACAGCCAAAGGGGGCCUCUUUGCUCAUGCGCGGACCGGACGCAGCCGGGGUCAUGGAGGUGCUACAGGAACUGCGCGAAGUUUUAGUGGACUGUAGCAUGGGGCAGACGGCAGGGGCCGCGAAUCUGUUGCGAAAGGCAGAGCCUGUGCUAAAGCUGCUGGCGACUGCAAACUCCACCGGGGAGCGCUUGCGCCAAGGAUGCGUUGCCGCUGAGGCGGCUUUGCUGCUUGCCCUUUCGAAUCUCAGUGCUAUGGCUCGAGUGCAGCGCGGAUGUCAGUUGUUUGCCACCAUCCUCAGCCUGCGCGCCUUACAACUGCGCAAGCAUGCAUUGAACCGGAUCCUCAACGAGCCAAUGCCUACACAAUCGGACAAACUCCGCGAGCAGGCGCUGAGCCUUCACGCGUCCAACCUGGCGAUCGGAGGAGGGAUGCAGGUCCUGCAGGCAAAAGCAGAGGCCAUGAGGAACGAUGCCGCGGCGAUGCUGACGCGUUACAGUCGUGAUGUUGAGGAGAUCCUGGAUGUGGCACACCAACUCGCGAACAGCCGCGGCUCCGCCUUCAAGCCGGCGAGCCGAGAGGCAAGCCGAGAGGGCGGGGCCAAGGACAUGUGCAGCAAGUUCGCUGACUUGCCGGCAUAUCUGGCAUGCAAUCAGGGCCAGAAUGGCUGGGAAGGUGUAAGCGGCGUGCUUGAUGUUCUGAAGUAUCAGAAGCUCAUGCUCAAGAUUCACCUGUCUACUCGCAAGUGGUUGCGAGCAGCCUUAAUGCCAAAUCUGAAAGAGGCUGACCUGGCAAAAGCGCAGCAGGUUGUCAAGGCCCUUCAAGGUUUCCGGCGCAGACAGCUGACAUCUCAGUCGAGCAAGGAGGAAAGCGAAGAGGGUGAGGGCAAGGAAGGAGAGGGCCAAGAAGGCCAAGAGGGCCAAGCGGGCCAAGCGGGACAAGAGGGCCAAGAGGGCCAAGAAGGGGAAGUAUCUGAAGAGAGCCCCCCACCCCAACCCGAGAAGCGGUUGACGAGUCCCACGGGGCUCUCUGUGCAUUUGCAUUCGGCGAAGACGGAGCUCCCGCGACAGCUCCGCCCACGCCUUGCGCGAAGUGCCUCCGAUCUGUUGAACGACAGGCUUGCCAAAGAAGUCUUGGCUCAGCUGGCCAAGCGGUUCAAGGCUGCAGAAGAGAAGUAUCGCAGAGAGGCCCGGAAGAGAUCUCCGUCAAGAGCAUCAAGCCGAGAGAGUUCUUCGAGAGCCAGCAGCGACGUCAGUGAAGGGAGCGAGGUGAGUGAAAGGAGACCGACCAGCAAUGCAAGUGAAGCCCACAGUGAAGCCAGUGGGGACGUCAGACCCAUGGACAGCACCUCGAGCGAAGAGCUGCCUCCGCAGAAAAUCGAACCAGAAGUGCCCCCAGAAGUCAAAGCAAUGCGCUCGCAGGCAACAUUUCUCAACUGGUCCAGAACCCGCAGCAAAUCGCAAGAGAAAAGGGACAGACACCAACUACGGCGAGGUCUAAGGCUUGCAAAGGCACCACGUGGCAGUGGUGCGGCAUUACCACCCGACGAGCCGUCGGAACGGGUGUACACUGACCUUGUAGGUCGUCCCGGUGGUGCCACCUCACGGCCUGCCACAGCACCAGGCGUGCGACCGCCGAGAGCAGCUGGUCGCGCGGACACCUCUGACCCGCAGGACCGUUGCCUGCGCCCCGAGCUGCUGCAGCCAUUCGGCAUUUCGGACCGGCGCGCGGCCAGUCGCUCUGCCAGCCCCGAGCACCUGAAGCUGGCAAAGCCGAAGUCCAGAGCAUCUGUACCGAGAGUUUUGGGUGCCCUCGGGCUGUCCAGCACCACUCUGGUUUCGGUUGGCCGGAGUCCAGGCAGGGUCCCCACCGCCGCUGACCAUUUAGAAUCCUCAGAGCCGGAGGAGGACGAGGAGGAGGAGGAAGUGCCUCUCGCCCCUCUUGCCGCAGAUGUCCAACACGAGGAGGGAGAAGAGCCCGCUCCUGUGAAAUCCUCUUCUUCCCGGGUCCUGGUUGAGGACCAACAGGAGCUGCAACAGGCGCUGGCUGCAAUGAAUGGCAGAUGGGGCAAAGGAAGAGUCUCCACUGUAGAUCCUAUCCCAGACCCGGAAGGUCCUGAGUGGCAUCCUACGGAGGAACUUUCAAUCAUUGGACUGCAGCGUUCGCCCAGUGAAACAUCACCGAAAUCCCCAUCUUCAAUCAGAGGUGUGUCCACCGACGGACACAGCCGUUCGAUGCACAGCUCCCGGAAGUUCGCAGAGGCCUUGCCCCCCAAAGACGCUCACGACCACGUUGAGAUGAGCCUGGACCCGUCCGACUGGAAGAGGCCAUCCGUUGCAAAGCUGCUGGCGGAGAAGGCCCCGUGCACCGGACGUGCGUUUCCUUCCACGGCCGCCGACUUUCAGUGCUCGGGUCCGCCCGGCACUGCGCGGCGGAUGAAGCUUCAUGACAGGCCCUCAUCUCCACGCAAGAAUUCCAAGAAAGGCACUCAGGACGAUGGCGACCACCUCGAUGCGGAGAAGCAUACAUUGAGAUACCAGGCUAUUGAGGUAUCCAAGGGUUUGGAAGGGGAUCUCAAGACAGGACAGUUGCGACAUAUUCUGGGCCUAAGCAGCGAUUGGAGACCGCUUCACUUGGCAGGGCCAGAGCAUCCACAGGAUUCCCGAGAUGACAGCCCUUGCUCAAAUCGCUCGGGCGAGGCGUCGCCGACUUGCGAGCUGUAUUUGAGGGGAGCGACGAUGGGUCGUGGGAGCCUAAACUCAUUUCGGACAGAUGGUUCAGCCGUGCGCGCGCCCAGCCCACGCAGCUCAGCUUCAGAGGAUACGGAAGAGCCCGCAGAGCCCGCAAAGCCCGCAGGCCGAGAUGGCGGAGAUGGCGGAGGUGGCGGAGAUGGCGGAGAUGGCGGAGAUGGCGGAGAUGGCGGAGGUGGCGGAGAUGGCGAGGCAUCUCCAGCGCCGGUUUCGGCUUCGGAUGCGGCUCCGACGCGGCGCCUGGUGGAGGAGCCGCCCAUCCCGAUUGGGCCCGUGCGCCGGGGCCUGCCGAUGACUCGGCGGGGUGUGGUGCAGCUGCUGUCCCAGCAUCAGGUGGUGCCAGCCAGCGAGUUGGGCUUGGCUGGAGCGUCCCUCAAAAAACGCCCACGGACACGGGGAGUCCACGCCGAGGAGGAGGAGCCCCAGCCGCAGCCAGCGCCACCCGCUGGAGUGUUCGAUUGGGCGGAAGCGCUAGGAGUGUCAGCUGAUGCCUCUGUCGACGAGAUCCUGCGAGCUGCAUCCUCCAAGAGAAAGACCUUGAGGCAGGCUGUCACCACACUGGAAUCGCCGGAGGAGGUACUACAAGAUGACCCUGAAUAUCCAGAGGCAUUGCCUGAAAGCAGCGGUGAGCUGCCGGAUGAAGCAGAAGCAGAAGCCUCAUUGGACGAUUUAGGGAUGCCGCUGGAAGAAGAGGAGACAAGGCCCGCCAGAAAUGUGACGCGCGAGAUUUCUUAUGCCGAGGGUUCUCUUGCAGGAUGGUAUCGGCAGGUGAGUGAUGAGACGGAAAUCCAAGAGGAGCCAGAAAUCCAAAGGGGUCACAGCUUCCAACCGUCAGGCACGAAGGUUCGUCCUCGGUCGGCCGCGAUGCUCUACAUUCAGAACUUGGAACUUGUAAACGGGAAAGAGGAGACACCGCAGCCUAGCGUGCAGGAGUGUCCCAUGCCCGUGCAUCGGCCGCAGACGGCGCCAAAGACCAGACCUUCACCCGCCACCCUUUCCAAGUGGGAGCGCUUUCAGCCUUGCACUGUGACAAAGCUGGUUGGCCAUGUGGGCGUUGCCCCACCAAAGGAGGAGAUGCCAAAGUGCUGGUGGCACGAGCAGCCGCUCCGGAAAGACAGCGACAAGCGAAGGCCUCCAUCUGGGCGAUCUGCUCGCUGACGCUUGUUCAUCGCUUGAGAUUUCACGAGCGCAGAGUCUUUCGGGGUUCACAGUGUACAUAGUUGGAGGUGUCGCCGUUCCCGUUUGGGCAUUGCGGCCUGUGGUCAGACACCUCACGUUCGGACACCUCAAACACUGGGGAAGUCUGCGACGUUUUGCAGUGCUCAAAGCCCCGCAUAGUGAAAAAGGGUCAAUCUUAUUGUUUGUGAAGAGUCGG